GCUGCGGGGCUGUACUCAGCCUGGCGCCGCCGCGGCCUCCCGCGCUUCUGCCCCGCCGCGACCAUCCGGGGAGCUGCCCCUCCCUGGGACCAUGUGUGACGGCGCCCUGCUGCCACCCCUCAUCUUGUCCUCGCUGCUGCUGCUGCUGCUGCUGUGGGGGCCCGGCCCGGGCUCAGCUGUCGGAGACGCGGCGACCGACGUGGAGGUGGUGCUACCCCGCCGCCUGCGCCCCGCCGACGUGCACCUGCCGCCGCUGCCCGGCGCCCUCGCGCCCCACAGCCGCCGGCGCCCUCGGUCGCCCCCAGCCGCCCCGCGCGUCCUGCUGUUGCACCUGCCGGCCUUCGGGCGCGACCUGUACCUGCAGCUGCGCCGCGACCUGCGCUUCCUGUCCCGCGGCUUCCAGGUGGAGGAGGCAGGCGGCCCCCAGCGCCGCGGACGCCCGGCCGAACUGUGUUUCUACUCGGGCCGUGUGCUCGGCCACCCCGGCUCCCUGGUCUCUCUCAGCGCGUGCGGCGCCGCCGGCGGCCUGGUUGGCCUCAUCCAACUCGGGCAGGAGCAGGUGCUCAUCCAGCCCCUCAACAGUUCCCGGAACCCCUUCCACGUGCAGGAGCAUCUCAUCAGGCGUAGAUGGUCCUCGACACCCAGCCCCCCAACUGAGGCCCAAGAUGUCAGGAAGCUCUGCGAGGUCCUCACAGAGAAGGAGCCCGCAGCAGGGCGGGGACGGAGGCAGGCCAUCGGGUUGACACAGGAGCACACCGUGGAGACUCUGGUGGUGGCUGACGCUGACAUGGUGCAGUACCACGGGGCCGAGGCUGCACAGAGGUUCCUGCUGACCGUCAUGAACAUGGUAAACAACAUGUUUCAGCACCAGAGCCUGGGGAUUAAAGUGAACAUCCAAGUCACCAAGCUCGUUCUGCUCCGACAACGCCCUGCUGCCCUGUCCAUCGGGCACCACGGCGAGCGCUCCCUGGAGAGCUUCUGCCACUGGCAGAACGAAGAGUUUGGGGGCGCUCGAUACCUUGGCAACAACCAGGUCCCCGGAGGGAAGGACGAUACCCCGCCCGUGGACGCUGCCGUGUUUGUGACCAGGACAGACUUCUGUGUCCACAAGGAUGAGCCGUGUGACACUGUGGGAAUCGCAUACCUGGGUGGCGUGUGCAGCGCCAAGAGGAAGUGCGUGCUGGCAGAGGACAACGGCCUCAACCUGGCCUUCACCAUCGCGCACGAGCUGGGCCACAACCUGGGCAUGAACCAUGAUGAUGACCACGCGCCCUGCGCCGGCCGGUCCCAUAUCAUGUCCGGAGAGUGGGUUAAGGGCCGGAACCCCAGCGACCUUUCCUGGUCCUCCUGCAGCCGAGAAGACCUGGAAAACUUCCUCAAGUCGAAAACCAGCGCCUGCCUGCUGGUCACAGACCCCAGGAGCCAACGUGCCGUGCGCCUCCCCCACAAGCUGCCGGGCAUGCACUACAGCGCCAGCGAGCAGUGCCAGAUCCUGUUCGGCACCAACGCCACCUUCUGCAGAAACAUGGAGCAGCAUCUGAUGUGCGCUGGACUCUGGUGCCUGGUGGAAGGGGACACAUCCUGCAAGACCAAGCUGGACCCUCCGCUGGACGGCACAGAGUGCGGGGCAGACAAGUGGUGCCGUGCAGGAGAGUGUGUGAGCAAGACACCACUCCCAGAGCACGUCGAUGGGGACUGGAGCCCCUGGGGCGCCUGGAGCAUGUGCAGCCGCACCUGUGGCCCCGGAGCCCGCUUCCGGCAGAGGAAGUGCGACAACCCCCCCCCGGGGCCCGGAGGCACACACUGCCAGGGCGCCAGCGUGGAGCAUGCCGUGUGUGAGAACCUGCCCUGCCCAAAAGGCCUGCCCAGCUUCCGGGACCAGCAGUGCCAGACACAUGACCGGCUGAGCAGCCAGAAGAAAGGUCUGCUGACUGCCGUGGUGGUUGAUGAUAAGCCCUGUGAGCUCUACUGCUCUCCCCUCGGGAAGGAGUCCCCUCUGCUGGUGGCCGACAGGGUCCUGGACGGCACGCCCUGUGGGCCCUACGAGACUGACCUCUGCGUGCAUGGCCGCUGCCAGAAAAUCGGAUGUGAUGGCAUCAUCGGGUCAGCGGCCAAGGAAGACCGGUGUGGAGUCUGCAGUGGGGACGGCAAGACGUGCCGCGUGGUGAAGGGUGACUUCAGCCAUGCUCGGGGGACAGGUUACAUCGAAGCUGCCGUCAUUCCUGCUGGAGCUCGGAGAAUCCGAGUAGUGGAGGACAAGCCGGCCCACAGUUUUCUGGCUCUCAAAGACUCCAGCAAAAGAUCCAUCAACAGCGACUGGAAGAUCGAGCUCCCUGGAGAGUUCCAGAUUGCAGGCACCACAGUCCGCUAUGUUCGCAGGGGCCUGUGGGAGAAAAUCUCCGCCAAAGGACCCACCAAAACCCCACUACAUUUGAUGGUGCUCCUGUUUCAUGACCAGAACUACGGCAUUCACUACGAGUACACUGUGCCCGUGAACCACACGGCUGAGAAUCAGAGCGAGCCGGCCAGACCCCAGGACGCCCUGUUCCUCUGGACCCACAGCGGCUGGGAGGGCUGCAGCGUGCAGUGCGGAGGAGGGGAGCGCAGAACCAUCGUGUCAUGCACGCGCAUCGUGAACAAGACCACAACACUGGUAAAUGACAGCCACUGCCCCCUAGCCAGCCGCCCGGAGCCCCAGGUCCGAAGGUGCAACUCUCACCCCUGCCAGUCGCGGUGGGUGGCAGGCCCUUGGGGCACCUGUUCGGCGACCUGCGAGAAGGGCGUCCAGCACCGGGAGGUGACCUGCGUGUACCAGCUGCAGAAUGGCAGCCACGUUGCCACCCGGCCCCUCUACUGCCCAGGGCCUCGGCCAGCUCCCGUGCAGAACUGUGAGGGCCAGGACUGCCUGUCUAUCUGGGAGGCCUCCGAGUGGUCACAGUGCUCUGCCAGCUGUGGCACAGGAACUCAGAAGCGUACCGUGACGUGCACCAACUCCCAGGGGAAGUGCGACCCGUCCACCAGGCCUCGUGCUGAGGACACCUGUGAUGACUAUUCAGGCUGCUAUGAGUGGAAGACGGGGGACUGGUCCAAGUGCUCGUCCACCUGCGGGAAGGGCCUGCAGUCGCGCGUGGUGCAGUGCAUGCACAGGGUCACCGGGCGCCAUGGCAAUGAGUGCCCCGCCCUCUCCAAGCCCGAGGCCUACAGACAGUGCCACCUGGAGGUCUGCAAUGACAAGAUCAACGUCAACACCAUCACCUCCCCUCGCCUCGCCGCCCUGACCUAUAAGUGCACACGGGACCAGUGGACAGUGUACUGCCGGGUCAUCCGAGAAAAGGACCUCUGCCAGGACAUGCGGUGGUACCAGCGCUGCUGCCAGACGUGCAGGGAUUUCUAUGCCACCAAGAUGCGCCAGCAACUACCGCCACCACCAAGCUCAUGACACGAUGCCCCCCCAUACACACAUGCACGUGCUCUGAGUCCUGGUGAUGUGGCUGGUGGGAGGCCAUCCACCUGAGAGACACCAGUCCUGAGGCCAGGGUCCCCCCAGAGCACACAGCCGCGCCCCCACAGGCUGUGCCCAGAAGCUAGUCACACAGGAUGUGAACCUGUUUGCCAUUAGUGCUUUUGUACCUGACACAUUGCCCUCAGCCGCCGGCUGGCUUUCUGCAGUAAGGGGAGCCAGGCAUGACUCACAGACCACCUGUCACUAUUCAGGUCCCAUGCCUCCGACAGCUGCCAACAGAGGCCACCUGGAGCGCUUCUGUUUGAGCUUUCUUUUGACAUUUGAAAUCUGGUGCUUGGUGGGAGGAACAGCAUCCCCAAAGUAAGACAUUUGACAUUAAAACAGGCAUUAUUAUGAAAGCUGGCAACACCCUGCAUGGAAAGACAGCCGUCAGUAUGCCUGUGCGCAUGGCAUGUCUGCAGGGAGCCAGGACUUCCAGUCAUGAAGCCACCACCGCUGAAGACAUGCUGGGCCCUGGAAGCCUUCCCUGAGGCUCUACGUCUGUGUCCGCCAGCAAGGACUUCCUGUCCUGUGUGGUGCUGCACAGUGCCCAGCCAGGUAGAGUAUUCUGGAAGGGUCUGGGUUUGCAGAAGCAUGUGGCUUUCAGAUCUCCGCUGUCCACCCCUUUGGGAAACGGAAGAGCCUUUCUUCCAGGUGCUAUGAAACUGAAAGUGGACACAUGCUGACUUGGGCAGCGGGAUUGCUUCCUGGUUCAGAACUGAGCUCAAAGAGCUUUUUGUGGGGGGCUCUCCCCCUUCUGGGAGGGCUCUCCUCUAGCUAGUACUUCACAAUACCUGGCUGCCUGCUGACCUUAGCUUCUGUCCUAGGCUGAUUCUUUUAGGACCCCUGAGGGUCUGAGCUCAGACCUGGCUCUCCUCCAGGACUCACUCAGCGCUCCUGCGGCACCAUCAUGGCCAAGCUGUCACUCUUGCUCCCUCCUCCUGUGGGGCAACAAUGACACUCCAAAACCCUGCAGGUCUCUCCCUCCUUCGCCCUCCUGUCCCCCUCACAACAGCCCACCCCUCUCCUCUCAGAGCCUCAUUGAGAGCACAGAAAGGAGGAAGGUGCUGCUUGACCCCUGAGCUGGCAGCGGGGACCCCAGGUGCUAGAAAGCUGUCUGUGGGCGUUCGAUGGGUGCUAAUGUCCAAGGAUUCACUGUGAGAAACCUCCAGCGCCUCCCUCACUGCAGCUGGCGCUCACCCAUGCUCUCAGCCACCAAGCCCAGGCCACACGCUUCUGUUUCUCCUUUUUUUGGUGCUGCAUUUAUGUAUCUGGCUUCUCUCUUACGGCGCCACAGCUUUGGGCUGAACUUAAAGGAGAGUGAGAGAAGCAGUUGCUCUGUUCCCAGGCCUGUCCUCUUGCCGUUGUAACAGCCCCCAAGGCAGAGAGGUGCCCUGGCCACCUUCACUUCUCCCUGAAUCCAGGAGGACCACUGAGAAACCUCCUUAGGUGCUUUUUGGAGAGGAGUGAGAGGUGCCCAGCUGGAGUGGCCCCCAGCCCCUGACCUCUGGCACUAGCUUCAGGGCCUGCCCAGCUCAGGCUCUGACACCAGAAGAACCCCCAGACCUCCACUUCUACAAAACCCUCCAGUUCUUAGGGAGCUAGAGUUCCAUUUUCUCUGAGGCCCCAGAUGGGCUGGGCUUCACUCUAGAGUGUUAGGAAGACCCCAGCGUGCAGGGGGCUGAGGCACAGAGCCAGGCAAGCACUGGUACCUCCAAACGUGCCCCCCCAACCCCAGAUCUAUCCCUGGGACACCCCCAAGAAAGAGAGCCCUGUGUGUUCACGGGUUGACGUGAUGCAGUUGACGGGUCUCUGUGGUGAAGAACAUGCUGUACUUCCACUAAGUACUGUACCUUUCAGGUCACCCCGAGGUGCUACUGGCUUCAGGUCCGAGGGCGUGUUUGGUGCUAUUUUCAUUGGUGCAGAUGAAAGCCCCUGUCUGGACGGCCCUGGCUGUGCCCAGAACAGGGCUGACUCCCUGGCUGGGCUCUCGGGGUUCUCUCCUCGGCCCUACAUCCCAGAAGCCAAAUAUAUACCUACCACUAGUUAACGCACAUUAUGUACUGUGCCCACGGUGUUUGCAUUGUGCUCUCCGGUGAUGGUUUUACAGGCAAGGGAAAAUCAAGAACAACCCAGGGACAACCCUAUACAGGAAAAACUAGGCAUUUCAUUGGAAACUGGUUGGAUAUGUUUAAUAAAGUGGGUGUUUUUGUUUUG
Messenger RNA from Erinaceus europaeus (western European hedgehog), 5719 nucleotides. It is a transcript of the gene ADAMTS17, whose product is annotated as ADAM metallopeptidase with thrombospondin type 1 motif 17. Bases 92 to 3439 code for a protein of 1115 amino acids. The record is from RefSeq and is a predicted model, not a curated record. Gene Ontology annotation, cellular component: extracellular matrix. Gene Ontology annotation, molecular function: metalloendopeptidase activity. Lineage: Eukaryota; Metazoa; Chordata; Mammalia; Eulipotyphla; Erinaceidae. Gene Ontology annotation, biological process: extracellular matrix organization; proteolysis. The transcript is spliced from 23 exons.